Molecule: messenger RNA, 231 nt
Organism: Prunus armeniaca (apricot)
Lineage: Eukaryota; Viridiplantae; Streptophyta; Magnoliopsida; Rosales; Rosaceae
Source: the annotation of a GenBank genome assembly
AUGAAUAAAAGCAAUCGUUGUUGGUCCGUCGCAAAUCUCGCGGCCUGGUGCUCCGGGCUGAGGGGAUGUGCGUCAACACGUGACGUCCUCCUUUUGGAUGCGGUGCAGUUGUGCGCGGGCGUGCCAGCACGGUCUACCGUGCGUGGUGAUGAUGAGGUUCGGGUAGAAGAUGGUUCAAAUGUUGCGCCUGUUUUGCGUUCGACUCCUAAUCAAACGAUUGUGACCGAGUGA